Thamnophis elegans (Western terrestrial garter snake) is the source of this 4726-nucleotide messenger RNA. RefSeq names its product chromosome 16 C15orf39 homolog (gene PRMT2IP). The coding region runs from base 449 to 4579 and encodes 1376 amino acids. The record is from RefSeq and is a predicted model, not a curated record. Lineage: Eukaryota; Metazoa; Chordata; Lepidosauria; Squamata; Natricidae. The transcript is spliced from 3 exons.
CUCCUCCUCCCGCCCUUGACUCGCGAAUCGCGAUUGCGGGGAGGGAUCGGCGCGAGAAGAGGAGCUGCUGCGCCACCCCCGUCACUCCGGAUCAAGCUGGCGGGACUUGCCGGGCGCAGGGAGAGCGGAGCCGGCUGCUGCUGCUGCUACUAAACCGGAGCGUCGGAUUUUCGGGGAAAGCGGAGCGACUCCGGAUCGAGGAGCCGGACCGGAGGUCGGACUCAGGAAGGAAGGAAAGUAAGAGGGAAAGAAGGAAGAAAAGAAGGAGGCGAGCGCGCCCUCUCCCCCCAGUUCCCUCCAACCGGCGCGCCGCCUUUGCAAACUCUCCGUCCGGGCGCAGAAGCUCCGUCCGGGAAGAAGAUGCGGCGGCGGCGAGGGCUGCGGGCGCCGGAGAACAACCUGAACGACUGCUCCGUUUCCUAGCCCAGCGGCCAGAAAGCAUCUACCAAUGGCGGAGAAGCGGAUCCUGGAAGCUGUGAGCACCAUGAGUUACAGCAAGCUCCCUCGAAUGGAGCUGGACCCAACCCACAUCCUCCCAGUUGGUAUGUGCCGGUCGAGUAGGCUGACCGAGCUUCCCAUGGAAGACCAUUACAGUUAUAAAGGCUCCUAUUUUACUUUCCCGCUCCAGUGCCACGAAGCGCCCAAAACUUUAUCUCACUGGCCGGCUGCCGAGAACUACAGCCAUUGCCCGGCCAGUACGCCUGGCCACUCUCCAAGGACAGAGAAAACGACUUGCCAGUCCGGGAUGGAAAGUUUGAAAGCCCACCACAGAUUUCCGGGUUCUGAGAAGGUCAAUGAAUGUCUCCCCCGUGAACGGUGGGCCAGCUACGUGGGUCACGCAGGGGUCAUCCAGCAAGGUUGGCUCCAGGCGGGAUACCCAACCCAGCAGCUCCCUCCAGCUCCGGCUGCUCGCUCCACCUUGGCAGCCCCCAAGCCGGUUUACCGAAGCCAGGCAUACGGGACGGAAUCGGGCUACUCUUCCAAAAGGGCUCUAACCUUCCAAAUGCAGAUGGAGAACUAUUCAAAGCGUUUGGAAUGGACUUCCCCAUCCUUGGUUUUGCCCGCCGGUGCCGAGAGUCACGGUUUCAGCACAGCGGGCGCCAAGACAACCUCGGUGGGUGAGAAUGGUGCAGUGCAGUUCCGGAAAGGUCCCAAAGAGGGCGCUGUUCACUCGUCUGGCUUCAUGCCGUACCAGAAGACUUUGGAGAAAUGCCAGGGGGCACAGAAUGGCACUUCCUUGGAUGCCAGCUACCCCUCCGUAAGUCAGAAAAACAAUGCGGAGUCGCCAACGGGUAGCAAUUCCAGAAAACACAUGUGGUCCCGGCUACCGCCGUCACCUCUUCCUUCUCCUCUUCCUCCUCCUCCUCCUCUUUCCAGCUUGCUGGUGAAUCGCCAGGACCUGGCGUACCAGGAGCGAUCGCCCUCAUGCUACCCUCUAGGAUCAUAUCCUCUGACGUCUCACGAGCAGAUGUUGUUGUACCAUCAGAGCUACGUGCAAGCCGAAAAAACGAACUCCGUCUUUGCUUUGGCGGCCUGCAAAGGUUUCGGGUCUCCUCCAAGCCGUGAAGAUGGGCAGGUGUUUCCUGGGUCAUAUUUCCAGCAAACGUCUCGCAGCUAUUAUCCCGGGCAUCUGGAGAGCUACCUUUACCAGGCGGUGGGCCCACCUCCCUUGACCCCUUCGGACGAGCUUCCCUCUACGAGAGAACACGAGCAGACGCAGAACACGGGGGCCAAGGUGGACUUCCCCCCAAAGACUCCUGUCUCCGCCUGUGCUCUGCCUGAGAAGUCUGCUCCAGCUUGUAGUCCUUGGCGCAGCCGAGGUGGCCUUCCAGACUGGUGUGAAAGUGGUUGUGUUGCAAGAGAAGCCAGCACAAAUUCUUCGGGUCUACAAGCUUUCCCUUCCCUUCAUCAAGUAGACCAGCUGUCUCACUGUUACAACAGGGUUGAAAAGAUGGAGCACAACGCUUGCAAGAAGGAUCUUUUCCCGCCAGAAAAGGUUCCGGAGGAGGAAGGAUCUUUUGAGACACACAAAAAGAUCUUAACUUACGAAUCUAGGAAGAGGAACAUCACCCCUCACAAAAACGAAGUGGGGGGCUGCAUCAUGAUUCCCGAUAGCCCAAUGGUCUCCCACAAUCCUUACUCCAAGCCAGCCCUGCCGAAAAACCUUCUGAGGGCUCCCAACAUCCAGUCUGCGCCUCAUGGACAUUGGUCCCCGGGGGAUCAACCGAAGGGACGCCAUGAAUGGCGUGAAGGCCCCUUGACGUCUUCUCCUCCCAUGCCCAUCAUCCACAACGUCUUCAGCUUAGCUCCGUACCAAGCCUACUUAGAAGGUUCUGCCGAUUUGGUGGAGCUGGACGCCGCCAAACGUUGCCAGGCUGAGGAGUCGCCUCCCAGAAGCCGAGGCAAGAGGGUGGAAAAGAGAUGGACAGGUGCUCAACGGUUGACUGAAGGAGGAAGCCUGAAUCCGCUUCGGGAGGAAGGAACCCCUCGCAACGCAAUCACGAAAGGUGGAGAUGCUGACUUGAAUAAAAACAGUCUCCCAACAGGGCAAGGGGGUGGAGAUUAUGCUGGCCCUCGGGAAAGCUUCAAGGUCAAGCUUCUGAAUCCCACCGACCCUGCGUCUUGCCAACCCUCCCUUCCCGAUCAUCCCGACGGUAGAGUUGAGAGGCCAGCUCAAGAGGACCACGUCUUGGACCUCAGCUUUAAAACGGACGACUCGGCAGAGCGACCUGAUCUUCCGCAGUUGCCCAAGAAGGCCGAGGCUCCAGACGUUGGAGGUCCAAAGGUCCAAGGGGAAGACAUCAAGGAGAAAGCAGCCGACAGCCAGGGCUCCGCCUCGCGGGCCAACGGAGAGACCUCGGUGCUGCCUGUCAACGGUGAGUCGAGAGGCAGCCGGCAUUUUCACAGCUCUGCGGCGUUUCUCUUCAAGAAAUUCAAAAUCCUAAAAGCUCACACGGCGGAAGCUGCCUCUGGGGUCAAGGACGUCUCCCUCCCCAAAGGGACCGACGCACAAGUAAGUCAGCCCAACAGCCCCUUGGUUGAGCCCAGCCUUCCCCAGGCUGUGACGCCACCCGAAACUCUGAUUUUGCAGAUCAAGUGCUUGAAUGCUAAGCUGCCUGAUGCUCCUGCUCUCGUGCCUCCGAGCGCUCUUCUGGGCUCCCCUGCCCUCCGAGAGAUCCACGUUCUGGAUCCCGCCACGGAAAAACUUCUCGGCCAGCAGAAAUAUUCACCCAGGCAAUAUUUCACCGUGCUGCAUACCUGCGUCUGCACGGUAAUAUCCGGUGUGGUGUCCACCUCCUCCCCUGACCAGCUCAAGGAGUGGCUGGAGAUGGCCGAGCCCACAGCAGAGCUGCAGGAGAAGACCGUCAGUUCCACCAAGCCCAAAAAUGGUUCCAAGGUCCCUGAAGGGCCCAAGCUUUCCAAGGGCAAGGAGAUCUGGUUGGCCUUUAAGGGCGUAGAGGUGUUGGUGAAGAAGUUGCAAUCCCAACUGGAGAUGUUUAUGCUCUACAACAAGUGUCCUUUCCCUCACGUGAUGCGUGCCGGCGCCACCUUCAUCCCUAUCCACGUGGUGAAGGAGGAGCUCUUCCCCAAUCUUCCCGGCGCGUCGGUCGACCACGUCUUACAGGACCACAAGGUGGAACUGCGUCCCACCACCUUGUCUGAAGAGAAGGCGUUGCGCGACCUGGACCUGAAGACUUGUACUUCUCGGAUGUUGAAGCUGCUGGCGUUGAAACAGCUGCCGGACAUUUACCUGGACCUCCUGACCCUUCAUUGGCACGAGUGCGUCAAGGAGCAGCUUGAGGAACCUGCGAAGUUGAUCCCAAACAGAGAAGUUGAGGCGUUAGAAACAGAUGAAACCACCGAGUCUCUUGACCAGGAUUUCCAAGAGAAGAGGACCAAAGGCCAAACGUGUGGAUUGGCAGCCUGUUUUGGGACUACGUCCUUGCCUUAUGAGACUCUCCAUCCAGAUCAUCAAGAGACCCUAGCCAGAUGUCCUUCACCUUCCCUACAACGUAGUUGCGUGCUAAAGGGGGUGAAGGUGCUUCCUAAGGAAGACACAGCCGUGGAGACCAAGGGACUCACUCUUUGCCCUGGUGCUAGGAGGCCAUCCCGUAAACAGCCAAGGGCUCUCAAGUUUAAAUUGACUGCGAAGGUCGCUAGGAGGACAACGAGGGCUUCCAAGAUCCUUCAUCUCCGGAAAUCUGUGGUUCACAUCCAAUUCCAGAAUGCUCUUCAAGACAUUCAAGGACCUCAGAUUCUUGGUCCUUCAGGAAAGGGGAAGAAGGUUCCACCACCGCUCCUCCUCAAGCGUUUCAAGCGUCGGAGACACAGUCGUGCCAAGGUUUCUUCCUUGCCCUCCGAGUAUCCAGAACUCGUUGGGAAGAGGAUCAGGCACUUGUACGAGGAGAAGGACAAGACCGAGGCCUGGUAUCAGGGCGUCGUCCUUCGCGUCCACAAACCCCACAAGAACCCUUUGAAGACAGUUUACGAGGUGAAAUAUGACAGUGAGCCAGAAUGGCAAUAUUACCUUGAGAUUCUUCAGGAUUAUAAGAAAGGUUGGGUGGAGCUGGAUGAAUGAGGGUAUGGGUGUGUAUUUGUGUGUGUGUGUGUCAAAUUGAUUGAGAAGAGGGGAGAUUUGAUUCAUCCAGCUGCCUGUCGGAUUGGAACACAGAGGAAAGGAUUCGAGAUUAAAAUGGCUUCCCUACAUCUCGCACAGCGUCAUCAC